Phyllotreta striolata is the source of this 690-nucleotide messenger RNA. The record is from the annotation of a GenBank genome assembly. Lineage: Eukaryota; Metazoa; Arthropoda; Insecta; Coleoptera; Chrysomelidae.
AUGAAGUCGAUCGUUUUCUCCGUGGUUUUCGUUAUUGGAUUAGUCCAAGUAAACACGGCGGAAGUCCAAAUGAAAACUUUGAAAAGGGUCACAAGGCAAGCGAUGAGUUUCACAGAAAACCAGUACAUUCAACCGAUCGUUUCUAAAAUCAUCCUUCACUGCAAAGCGAAUCAUUUAUCUGCCGAUGGAGCCCAGAAACUGCAAAAACUAUACGAUGAUAUGAUAUCGUGCAGAUCGAAAUUAACACUAUUCUCGAUACCCAAAGACGAAUAUCUCGAUAAAGUCAAAGCCUGUUCCAAAGAGGCGUUCGCCCAAUCGGUAAACUGUUUGCCCGAAGAGUUAAAGCAUUUACCCGAAUUGGCGAACAGCUGGAUGACAUCGGUGCCCGCCUAUCUCUACGAUCACAAAAAAGCCAUCGGCGCGCCGGAAACGGUUCGGUGCCUCAACAGGUUCCGGGAAACUGACGUCGAGUACGCGUACCUCGGCUGCACGCUUUCCGUGGCAUUUGAAAACGUCCAGCCAAGCGGAGUCAUCUCGACGGACGAGCAAUUUUGCGGAACGUACGUCAAGGCGCUGAAAUGUUUGCCGAAAACUAUCAACAAAUACUGCGCUGACGACGAGUCAGUUAAAAAUACUUUUGCAGGUUUAAUCGAAGCCGCCACCGAGCCUUGCAAGAUAUAUUUGAAAUAG